This is a messenger RNA of Ooceraea biroi (clonal raider ant), 7530 nucleotides long. RefSeq names its product thyroid receptor-interacting protein 11. Gene Ontology annotation, biological process: endoplasmic reticulum to Golgi vesicle-mediated transport; Golgi organization. Gene Ontology annotation, molecular function: small GTPase binding. NCBI's taxonomy places the organism in Eukaryota, Metazoa, Arthropoda, Insecta, Hymenoptera, Formicidae. Gene Ontology annotation, cellular component: Golgi apparatus. The record is from RefSeq and is a predicted model, not a curated record.
UAUAUUAAAUAACUAUAUCACGAUAAUUGCUGCAAGAAUUGUUAAUGGUAGAAAACGCUUUGCUCGAAUAUAGCAAUAUCGUUUGAAAGAAGAGAAAUAUUUAUAACUGAAUAAAUUAUUUCUUGCUUAUUAAAGAUGAAAGUGUGAGAUUGGAUUUUAUACGUUAUUUCAGACGAAAAUAGAAAUAUAUCACAAACAACGCGUGUCACUUGUUUUUUUUUUAAAGCACACGUAACGUAACAUAAGCGCAGUUUUUCGCGAACGUUCGACGCAUUGGUUAUCACCUUUUCAAAUGUAAGAACCGUUUGCGAUUACGUGACCCAUAAACCGCUUAAGCAUGGCCACACACAUGUACUUACCUCCUUACUCCUUUCCUCGGAGUUCUCUCUUCCUUUGCUAAUAACACUAUAAUAUAGAAACUUCUAAGUUGUACAUCACCGCGAUAAUUCGUCAUUAUUAUAAUAACGAAAAGGAGAGCAAUUGUGUCUUUGAGUUAUUUGCGGCUGUAAUUCAUAUAAAGUCGCAAAUGAUAAUGUAAGUAUAUGUAUGCGACGAGCAAAUGCGCUCGCGAUAACAGAAACUAGCUAUUUGGCAUACCUAGUGGAUGUCGAUAAUACUUGUUAAUAGCAAAAAAGGUCAUUUUUUUAUCAGCUCUUAGAUAAGAAGUUUUUGUUUCGUCAAUAUAAGACAUCGUAUUAUCAUCGGUAGUGGAAAGAGAGAGGAAUAUCAUGUUUCUUAUUACAUUUUCAAAAAGCUUAAUAUUAUUCUUUAAUAUUAAACCGUUACAUAUAAAAAUGAAUUUUAAUGAUUUUAAGAAAGACAGAAGCAAAAGCAAAUUUUAGUCUCAAUGAAGAAAAACAUGUCGAUGCCGUGUACGUGACGAAAUAAUUUAUAGUUAUGAUGCAAAAUAUUUGUGUGAAAAAUUCACAAUAUGCAUCUAUGAUCCAAAAAUAUUAUACACGAGCUUAUUUUAUUCUUUUAUCCCAAUCUUUCAUUGUGUAAAAUGUAUGUUAGCUAAGAACAGAAGAUAAGAAGGUAACAUGUUCUUUUACACUUUAUUACGUAUCUUGGAUCAACAAAGGAUCGGUCUCACUCGGUGGAAUGCGUCAUGAAAUUUCUCUGAGAGAAUCUCAUACAACUUGUUCUUUCAGAUAAAUCAACAAGUUCCUUCUCUUUAAAUCUUUCUUUCUUUCUUUGUGUUAUAUUAACGCAGACAAUAAAAGAAAAGUAAACAAUGAAGUAAAUUUUAUUACUUGUUUUAACUUAUCGUGAAGAAAAUGCUACCGUCAUAUGCAUCUUUUAUUAUUAUUUUUGUAUUUCUUUAAAUCUUUUAAUAAGUGACAAUUCAUUAAAAGCACGAAACACGAAGGUGCAUCAGUUUCUUAAUUUAUUCAAAUUACGAAGACAAAAUGAAUUGCAAAAAAAAUAGAAGGAUGCGAUGACUCAUCGUCUAUGUGCUGUUACGUACACGCAAGUGCAGCGGUUUAACAGUCCUUGAAGUCCAUCGAAACUGCAUGUGGAAAAAUUUUAAAAAUAAUAUAAGGACAAGGUAUAUAAUACAAUAUAAUAAUAUAUGUAAAAUCAUUAUAAGAAGAGUUUUAUCAUUUAAUGUUUUGAUUAUCUGUGUUCAACUGUAAUACUGAAAAGACAUGUUUCGAAUAAAAUAAACGAUACAUGCAGUAUUCAAAUUAAUAAUAUAAUAAUAAUAAUAAUAUUCAAAUUAAUACAAUAACAAUCCUGUUACUUUUCAAACACAUCGUAUGUAACAACACAUGAGUAACAAUACAACAGCCUAUAAUGAUAUAUAAAAUACAGUUAUUGCUGUUAAAAACGCGCCGCGAAUUAGAAAAUCCUAUUUUGUUAGAUGAUAAUGACAAAGUAUUAUAUAUUGUAUAUAUGAUUGAUUAAUUGAUUCAAAAAGUAAGCUACAUGUACGAAUCCUAUGAUACAUUACUCUUCAUAACUUGGUUCAACCGAUCGAUCUCGAUUAGUAUUCACGUACCACCCCGCAGUUUCAUUGUUGCCGAUAACACUCUAAAGUACAGUAUGAUAAGCGAUACGAUUGGGGUUGCUCAGUUUUCAGCACGAUAGUGACUAUGGCUACUCUUUCAAUCGGGUAGCUAUAAAUACAGCUUGCACGAGGAGUUAACCAAGUACCAUUUGUGCGAUAAAGCUCGGCAGAAAGACUUUCGCGUUUGAGGGAAGGUUAGUGCGAUAUAUUUCUGUUGUUGUUAUUAUUAUUCAUUAAUGAUCAUUCCUUAUCAUUCGUCAUUUUAACUUUUCGUUGUUCGAGGCAAUCAAAACUCAUUUUUAACAUGCCUACUCGCUAGAGCUUAUUCAUUCUUGCUCUCGAAACGAAAUGAAAAAUAAGUCUCCUGCGGUCUCUGUAAAAAAACCGAUUUUGCUGUAACGAUUACCACGGCGCUCUCGGUAAUGUUUUCCUAUUUCCUUCAGCUGUGCCCGCAGCACCGGGCUUACUAUACGGGCCGAUAAAAAAUGUCCUGUCGGCGACUGCGUCAAUAAUAGCGACACGUAUCGUACAUUCGUACGCGAUCACGCUGUGACGGAAAAAGUCGUAUCGAUAUCAGUUUGGCUGUGUUAUGGAAGGCUGCUCUUCCACCUCGCGAUGCAGACGACGCGUCUCGUCGAUAAAAUAAAGGAUAAUUCAAUUUCCAAUGUCUAUUAUACGCGCGCAUCCUCAAAAUGCAUUCGUUUCACGUCGUUCGCUGAAAUUUCAUCGGCUGUUGAAACACUGCUGUAACGCCAGGCCAGUUUCCCAGCGCGAACGUGUUGGCCGAUCGAAGUACAAUACAAAUCGCAAAGCGUUCUGGAAGCGUUUCGAUCGCACGACACGUUGUGUCAGGGAUCCAAGUAAAGCCUCCGCUACAAUGAUUUUCAGUCGCAUCUACAAUGAUCGUACCGAUGAUCGCAAAAUAGUCGUAGUCGCUGGAAUAGGCCGAUCAUCGAUAAAGAAAUGCGACCUAACGAAUGAUUCCGCGACUUCGUUGUAGCAGAGGCUGAAAGUGCUCCGAUAUAAAAUCGCGUACGCAUCCUCGCAUAGAUGAUAGUCGUCUUCGUGGCGUGCAUCGCCUGGCGUCGCCCCCACUUGCCCUCCUCCUCUUCCUUCACCUUCUCUCUGGCUUCGUAGGAUUACCCGCUAGUUGGUGGAAGGUAGACCCGUGGAAACGCACAGUCGUUCGUCAGCGAGCGCGCGUCGCACAUUACGCAGCUCGCAACCGUACGCGGAUAACUACCGUCUCGUCUCUUCUGAAAAUGACCUCGAGGAUCGACCUCGCGAAUUGCUCGAAACGUUACGUUUCAUCGGUGUUUCGCGGGUUUCUUCGAACGAGGAAGCAGAUCAAGAAACUGCACGCGAGAUAGACGAUAAUUCAUAAUUUCCAAAACAGUACAAAUCACGUCGAUGAAACUGAAAGGGUCUUUUGGGAUCCAUGUAUCAACAACCGAAAUGCAAAAAAUCAGAAUCAUGUACGUCAGCUGCAGGAGCAAUUGGCUCAAGCCACCGUGAAAAUACGCGAAUUAGAGUACGAAUUGAAAUGCGUGCAAAAGGUAAACAACACGUCUUUGAAGGAUGACAUCCCUGAAGGACAUCAAAAGGCUGAGGUUUUACGAGCGAAACAGGAUAUGAUGAACCGUAUAAUACAAAUGGAAGAAAAGACUCGAGAGGCGGAACGAAACGCUAGACAUAUCCAAUUGGACGAAGCUACUCUUACCAAUGAUUUUCGUUCUGUAAUAUCGAAAUUAAAUUCACGCGAAAAAUUUGAUUUAAUUAAUGGGGCGUUAAAAGCUUUACAAAUCGAAAACGAGACAUUUGACAAAGUUAAGGAUUGUAAAAUGUCCAGCGAGGAAUUGAAGAAAGUUGGUGAUGUCGAAUAUAAUCCCUUAGUUCUAAAACAUCACUUUGAUGCAAAUUUGCAACAAAGCAAGCCGCACGAUACUGCCCAGGAAUUUUCGAUUAACAAGGAGGAAACGCGAAAUUUGCGUAAAAGAAUAGAAGAGCUUGGGAAUGAAAAUAAAGAUCUUCUCAACGCUAUGGAAAAGUUGGACGAGGAACAUACGCAAUCAAUUGAAAAACUUUUGUCGCUCAGAGAAGAGACUACUAAAAAACAUCAUUCCCUACAAAAUGCAUACGAUCAACUUUCUUUAGAGUAUAACGAAGCCCAGAGAAGAGUAACUGAAUUGCAAAAUAACGAGUCAAAACUUGAUAAAAAUGCCUGUAUAGAAACGAGUUAUCAGUCUGUCCAAACUGAUGAUACUGGUAAAUUAGACAGGCACACAGAAAUGGUUGCCUCUCAACAACAAGGUGACGCGAUAUCAAAAACAAGCGUUCUCGAUGAUAUUACGCAGAAAGUCAAGACGAUUUUGAGAAAUUAUACCAUAAGGAGCGUCGAAGCGGAAGAAUCGAUCUUCGAGACCAUCGCAAAGCAAUAUGUCGACGCGAGAUGGAAAUUGGACAUUUUAGAACGGAAAGUAACUGAGGUCACGAGAGAGUUAAAGGAAACCGAAGAGAUAAAGGAUGGCUUACAGAUGGAAUGCGAAGAACUACAGUCUCAUAUCGAUUCAUAUCGAGUGCUGUUAGAAAAUCAAGCUUUAAUCAAGUCAAGUUUGCCAUGUAUCCCCGAAGCGAGUGAAGAACGAGUAGCCUCUUUAGAAACGGAUAUAGAAUCUUUACGCGAAGAAGUAAAACGUCUCUUAGUUGAAAACAAAACGAUACAAGAAAUGAAUUCAACCUUGAUGAACGUUGCGCGAAGCAAGAAGGAGUCAGCGAAUCAAUUGCAAGAAGACAUAAAUCGCAAAGUACACUCAUCUGUAGAAGAAGACAAGAAGUGUUUGGUGCCUUUAAAGGAAGAGAAUAGCUUGAAUGAAGACAUAACAGCGACCGAACAAUUGAAAUUCGAUUAUGAAAAUGUAAAACGAGAAUUGAGCCUGUCGAUGUCUAAUAUAAAAUUGUUAGAAAAUAAUCUCGCAUCUUUGGAGGACACCGUAGAUAGAUUAACACAAGAGAAUAAUAAUUUGUUACAGACGAAUAGACACUUGGAUACGCAAUUGUGUGACAAAACUUCGCAAGAACAUGGCCUACAAGAAAAAAACGAUUGUCUGCUGGAUGACUUGCGGAAACAGCUUGAUGCAGCUAAUCGCGAAAACACCGAUCUGCAGAAUGAUAUUUUAUAUAAAGAAAAAGAAUUAGACGGAAUGGGGAUUCAGAUUGACAUUAAACAGUCUCAAGUGGCAAAAUUGAAUCAAGAUAAUGAUAGAUUAAUCAAAGAAAAUAUAUCUCUGUCGGAGCAAUUAACUGCUACGCACGAUGAGUCGCUUGAUAAGAUUGAAUUGUUGAAUACGGAAAUGGAAUUACUUCAACAGGAACAUGAAGAUUUAAAACAGGAAACAUCGAGUUACAAGGAAGAAUUGGUUCGAAUGAAGGAGAGAUUGCACGAAGCGCAGGAAAGUAACACAAAAUUGGAAAAUGAAUAUCAUACAUUAAGGACAAAAUGCGACCAGCAUGAAACAGGGGAAACAGAACUUCAAAGUCAGGUGUCGAAAACGGAAAAACUUGAAAAUGAACUAAGUCACAAAAAAUCGAUUAUGGAAGAGAUAGAUUUGUUACGAAACAAAUGUAAGGUUUUAGAACAAGAAAUAGAAGUUUUGCGUGCUAAGAAAACACAGAAAUUUCAAGAAGAUGCGACCAAGGUAAUAUCCGCAAACACAGAUAAAACUAAAGAAGAGGAGCUUGCGACCACUACAAAUGAUUCAGUCAGAAUAGAAGACAAUACGAUGGAGCAUAUAAAAACGGAGAGCCAAAAUCUAGAAGACAUGAACAUAAUAUUUAAUGAAAGAGAACGAAAGUUUGUAUCGAUCAUUGACGAGGAGAGACGAGAGAAAGACAUCGUGAAAGCACACAAUGAGAAAUUAAUGCAUGAAAUUACUGAACUACAUAACAAAUGUCAAAUUGCUUCUGAAAACAGGAAAGAAUCAGCAGAAAUGGCUAAGCAAAUCAUUGAGGAUCUCUCCCAUCUUGUACGAGAAAAAGACGAAGAAAUUAACGUUCUGCAAGCUGAAAUUACUCGCAUGAAGGACACCGUCACGCAAAUAUCCAAUGAACUUAUAAUAGUUAAAAAUCAGAAGGAACAGCAUGAACAGCUUAUUUCAGUUAAACACAAUGAAGGUUUGCAUUAUCAGAAUGAAAUCCAGAGAUUGAUUCAACAUAUAAACGAACAAGCGGUACGCAUCCAAGAAUUAGCUUCCAAGCAAACAACGAAUGAGACACGGGAGGAACAGCAUUUAAAGAAGGACAGAGAUAGUUGUAAUGAAACCAUUGACCAAUCUAGACAGAACGCUGAAAUAACGAUUCUGCGUGAAAAAUGCGACGCACUAGAAACUGCUUUGAUACAAGAACAGUCUAAUAAUCGAAUUUUACAAAAUCAGCUUAUCGAGAGUCAAAACAAGGAAGCCAAUUCUGCGAAAGAAUUGGAACGCCUAAGGACACACCUGGUCGAAAUGGAAUCGAGCUAUACGGAGGAAGCUCUGAUCGCCGAAACGAGCCGUCAAGAAUUAGAAGCGAGAUUAUUGCAGGCUGAGGAAAAAGUAAAGAGUAGCUCGACCGCUUUCACGUCGGCGAGUAUUAGGGCGAAUCAGCAAGUGGAAACGUUGCAGCAACAAAUAGCUCUAAUUACUCAACAAAGAGAUCACAUACAGGCGAAAUUAUCCAAUACAGAAGAUAAGAUUCUACAGCAGUCUGCCUCGUUAACUAAUUUACAAGUAGUUUUGGAACAGUUUCAACAAGAUAAAGAACGUGACAUUAUAUUAGCUACGGAAAAGAUUCAAUCUCAACUCAAUGAAUCACAUAAAAAGCAAAACGAGUUUUUAAUUGAAAUUUCCAUUCUUAAGCAACAAUUAUCUGAAGCUAAGGAAUGCUUGCAAGCUGCAUCUAGGCUAAGUGAGCAACUUGAGAAGAAGGAUGAACAAAUUGUGCGACUUAACGAAGAAGUUGCGCAAUUGGCGACAUCGUUUAAUUUUGCUGAUCAAAAAAUGAAAGAGGUGAUGGAACGCGAUGAGACAAAAGUUGAUAAGAUCCUUAUUAAAAAUCUUCUUUUGGGUUACUUGUCUUCGACUACAUCGGACAAAUCUUCAAUUCUCAGGGUUUUCGCCAAUGUCUUAGACUUUACUGAAUCAGAAAAAGACAAGACUGGUUUGAACGGCAUGAUGGCGCAAUCCUCACGCGUUGGCAAAAAUAGCACUGCAUCAUUAAAGGAGGACGAGCCAUCUCUAUCGACGGCCUUUGUCAGGUUUCUAGAAAGUGAAUCCAAGCCUAAGCCUCAAUUACCAGCUUUGCCGAUUGUGAAUUCAACUUCGUCACGACCGGGACAUAACAAGCAAUCGACAUCAUCAUCGUCGUCGUCAUCGUCGACGCAACCCACAUUACUGUUGUCUAAUGUUGCUCUUCCAACAUUCCCAGAUUUUGUUCCAGCUAGAAAUACGGGAUCUAUUUUGAAGGAAGUGUUAAAAGAUAGUUGA